CCCAUGGCGCUCUGGUUGACUGUGGUCAUUGCUCUCACCUGCCUCAGCGGCCUCGCCUCACCAGGCCCAGUCAACAAGGAGGACAUUGCCCUUCAGGAGCUCAUGAACGAGCUGAUCAACAUCACCAAGAACCAGAAGGAGCCUCUGUGCAAUGGCAGCAUGGUAUGGAGUGUCAACUUUGCCAACUUUACCACCUAUGCGCAGUACUGUGCCGCAGCGGAAGCCCUGGCCAACGUCUCUGAAUGCAGCAGCAGCAUCCAAAAGAGCUACAAGCAGCUGAACGGUCUCUGCAAGCAACACAGCCCCCCAGGCAAUCAGGCUUCCAGCUUGCAAGUCCGAGACACCAAAAUUGAACUGUCUGAAUUCGUAAAGCAGCUGCUCGACCAUUUAAGGAUCAUUUACCGAACUGGCUAA
This is a messenger RNA of Elephantulus edwardii (Cape elephant shrew), 414 nucleotides long. RefSeq names its product interleukin 13 (gene IL13). The transcript has 5 exons. Gene Ontology annotation, biological process: immune response. The record is from RefSeq and is a predicted model, not a curated record. Gene Ontology annotation, molecular function: cytokine receptor binding. Lineage: Eukaryota; Metazoa; Chordata; Mammalia; Macroscelidea; Macroscelididae. Gene Ontology annotation, cellular component: extracellular region. The coding region runs from base 4 to 414 and encodes 136 amino acids.